Messenger RNA from Elephantulus edwardii (Cape elephant shrew), 3444 nucleotides. RefSeq names its product diaphanous-related formin 3 (gene DIAPH3). Gene Ontology annotation, biological process: actin cytoskeleton organization; actin filament polymerization. The record is from RefSeq and is a predicted model, not a curated record. The transcript has 27 exons. The coding region runs from base 1 to 3444 and encodes 1147 amino acids. Gene Ontology annotation, molecular function: small GTPase binding; microtubule binding; actin binding. Gene Ontology annotation, cellular component: actin filament; cytoplasm. NCBI's taxonomy places the organism in Eukaryota, Metazoa, Chordata, Mammalia, Macroscelidea, Macroscelididae.
AUGGAGCGGCCCCGGCAGCGCCUGCCUCACUGGGCCCACAGCUCCGCCACCGGGGCCCCUUACCCCUCCGCCUCGCUCCGAGGCUCCCGGGACGCCAAGAUGCAGCGCAGGAAGGAGCUGCAGCGCCUCCCGCCAGCCGGCGGCCCCGAGGAACCUGGGGAGAAACGCCCCAAGUUUCAUUUAAAUAUUAAGACACUGACGGACGACAUGUUGGACAAAUUUGCCAGCAUACGAAUUCCAGGGAGCAAAAAAGAGAGACCACCUGUCUCCAACUUGAAGACUGGAUUUGCAAGUAAUGAUUGUUCUUCGGCAUCUUCAGAAAUGAUGGAAAGCAAUCCAAAGCCACUGUCAGAGAGUGAAGUCUUAGAACUUUUUGAAAAGAUGAUGGAAGAUAUGAAUUUAAAUGAAGACAAAAAGGCACCAUUGCGGGAAAAGGACUUCAGUAUCAAAAAAGAAAUGGUGAUGCAGUACAUUAAUACUGCUUCCAAGACAGGAAGUCUUAAGAGUAGCCGACAGAUCUCACCUCAGGAAUUCAUCUCCGAACUGAGAAUGGGAUCUGCAGAUGAGAGACUUGUCACAUACCUGGAGUCCCUCCGUGUCUCUUUGACCAGUAACCCUGUCAGUUGGGUGAAAAGUUUUGGACACGAGGGUCUCGGAUUAUUAUUGAAUAUUUUGGAAAGACUGAUUAAUUGCAAAACCCAAGAAAAAAUUGUAAAGAAGAGUCAGCACAAAGUCAUUCAAUGUCUAAAGGCUUUGAUGAACACACAGUAUGGAUUGGAAAGAAUUAUGAGUGAAGAGAAGAGUCUUACUUUAUUGGCCAAAGUUAUUGAUCCUACAUAUCCUGCUAUGAUGACGGACGUGGUUAAACUUCUGUCUGCAGUCUGCAUUGUGGGCGAGGAAAGCAUCCUUGAAGAAGUUUUGGAUGCUUUAACAUCAUCUGGAGAAGAAAGAAAAAUUGAUAGAUUUUCUCCUAUUGUGAAAGGUCUUCGGCACAAUUCAAUUCAACUACAGGUAGCUUGUAUGCAGCUCAUCAAUGCCCUUAUUACAUCUCCUGAUGAUUUGGACCUGAGGCUUCACAUCAGAAAUGAAUUUAUGCGUUGUGGAUUGAAAGAGAUAUUUCCAAAUUUAAAGUGUGUUAAGAAUGAUGGCCUGGAUAUCCAACUUAAAGUCUUUGAUGAGCAUAAAGAAGAAGAUUUGAUUGAAUUAUCUCAUCGCUUCGAAGAUAUUAAAGCUGAACUUGAUGAGGCAUCUGAUGUUUACAGCAUCGUGUGGAAUAUGGUUAAGGAAACUAGAGCAGAAGGAUAUUUUAUUUCUAUUCUUCAGCAUCUUCUGUUGAUUCGAAAUGAUUACUUUAUAAGACAACAGUACUUCAAAUUAAUUGAUGAGUGUGUAUCCCAGAUUGUAUUGCAUAGAGAUGGAAUGGAUCCAGACUUCACAUACAGAAAAAGAUUAGAUUUAGAUUUGAGUCAGUUUGUAGAUGUUUGCAUAGAUCAAGCCAAACUAGAAGAAUUUGAAGAAAAAGCAUCAGAACUUUCUAAGAAAUAUGAAAAAGAAUUUACUGACCACCAGGAUACUCAGGCUCAGUUGGAGAAAAGAGAUGCAAAAAUUAAUGAGCUUCAAGCAGAAUUACAAGCUUUUAAAUCACAGUUUGGUGCCUUGCCAGCUGGUACAAGUACCUCUUUGAUCCUGUCAAAAGAAGAUGGGGAUGGCCACUCAGCAGUCCCUCCCCCUCCCCCACCUCCUCCUCCGCCUCCUCCUCUUCCAGGAUUGCCCAUGCUGCCAGGUGGCCUUGUGCCUCCACCACCGCCCCUUGGGUUUCUUAGCGGACAAAACCCUUCUCCAAUCCUGCCAUUUGGAUUGAAACCCAAGAAAGAAUUUAAACCUGAAACCAGCAUGAGAAGAUUGAAUUGGUUAAAGAUCAGACCUCAGGAAAUGACAGAAAACUGUUUCUGGAUAAAAGUAAAUGAAAACAAGUAUGAAAAUGUAGAUUUUCUUUUUAAACUAGAGAAUACAUUUUGUUGCCAACAAAAAGCAAUCUUUCUGAGCUCUUUUCGGGUGCCAUAUGAGGAUAUCAAAAUGAUGAUAUUGGAAGUCAAUGAAACGCAGUUGGCAGAGUCUAUGAUUCAGAACUUAAUAAAGCAUCUUCCUGACCAAGAGCAAUUGAAUUCAUUGUCUCAGUUCAAGAGUGACUACAACAACUUAAGUGAACCUGAGCAAUUUGCUGUUGUGAUGAGCAAUGUGAAGAGACUACGGCCACGGCUCAGUGCUAUUCUCUUUAAGCUUCAGUUUGAAGAGCAGGUGAACAACAUCAAACCUGACAUCAUGGCUGUCAGUACUGCCUGCGAAGAGAUAAAGAAGAGCAAAAGCUUUAGCAGGUUGCUGGAACUUGUAUUGCUAAUGGGAAACUACAUGAAUGCUGGCUCCCGGAAUGCUCAAACCUUCGGAUUUAACCUCAGCUCGCUUUGUAAACUCAAGGACACAAAAUCCGCAGAUCAGAAAACAACACUGCUUCAUUUUCUGGUGGAAAUAUGUGAGGAGAAGUACCCAGAUAUCCUGAAUUUUGUGGAUGAGUUGCAACAUUUGGACAAAGCUAGUAAAGUCCCUGUAGAAAUGCUGGAAAAGAAUAUGAAGCAGAUGGGAAGGCAGCUUAAACAGCUUGAGAAAGAUUUGGAAACCUUUCCCCUUCCUGAGGACUCGCAUGACAAGUUUGUGACAAAGAUGUCCAGCUUUGUCAUCAGUGCAAAAGAACAAUAUGAGAAACUUUCAAAAUUACACGAGAACAUGGAAAAGUUAUACCAGAGUCUAAUGGAAUACUAUGCUAUAGAUGGGAAGAAGGUUUCCGUGGAAGACUUUUUAUCUGACUUGAAUGACUUCAGAACCACAUUCAUGCAAGCAAUGAAGGAGAUUGCCAAAAAAAGAGAAGCUGAGGAAAAAGAAAAACGUGCGAGAAUAGCCAAAGAGUUAGCAGAGAAAGAAAGACGUGAACGCCAAGAAAAGAAAAAGCGCUUAUUGGAAAUGAAGACUGAGGGUGAUGAGACAGGAGUGAUGGAUAGUCUGCUGGAGGCGUUGCAGUCAGGGGCUGCUUUCCGAGACCGAAGAAAAAGGACACCAAAGCCGAAAGAUAUUCGACAGAGUCUCAGUCCCAUCUCUCAGAGGCCUGUUCUGAAAAGUUGUAACCAUGAAAAGCAGAAAGUGCCAUUGACGGAAGGGUCACGCUCACACCACAAUAUCAAUUGCAACUCAACAAAGACUCCAGUCGCCAAGGAGCUUAAUUAUAAUCUAGACACUUGCCCGUCUACAGGGAAGAUCAAGGCAGUGGAGAAGAAGGAAGCCUGUAAUGCAGAAGGCAGCAGAAAAAAGGAAAUGGAACUUGUUGGCAGUGUUUCGAAAAACGAAUCAGUUCCUGAAGUUGAAGCCCUGCUGGCAAGAUUACGAGCUUUAUAA